AUGCCUUCUGACGCCAGUUCCGUCGUAUACUCAGACGACGACACUCGAGUUGUUGUUCUGCGCGGGGCUAUCGAAGGGCGUCUCCUGUCACAUCCAGACAGGUCAUUCGCGCUAGAGAUCUCACUCGAUCUGGACAAAGGCGAGGAGUUCUUUGAUAAGAAGCCUCCAACACAUUUCCAUGUCCAGGAAGAAUAUGUGGAGGUCAUCGAGGGUGUUAUGGGAUUCGAGCACGAGGGCAAGGAAUUAAUACUGACGCCCAAAGACGGAAGAUUUAACAUUAAGCCUUACAGCAACCAUCGAACUUACCCAAUGCCCAAAGACAUGCAACCAGCUGGUGGUAAUAUAGUCAAGUUCCUGCUCUCAGGAGAAAAGACAAAUGCAGUGUUCGAGCUCAAUCCUGUCUUCUUUGAGAAUUGGUAUAAGUACCAGGACCAAUUUGUGAUACAUGGGGAGAAGUUAUCCAUGAUGCAAUUGUUAUCUACUUUUGACGCUGGCGGCACCUAUCUUUCGCCACCUCCAUGGAUGCCGUUCGGCCAGCAGAUUUCAAUCGGAAUCGGUGUCGUAUUUGGACGCUGGCUGGGAGGGCUACUUGGGUAUCAACCCUUCUAUCGCAAGUGGACUACGGAUUGGGACAUGGCUUGCGACAAAAUGAGAACGACUAUUUUCCAGCGACGCUUUGCUGACUAUAAUGCCAAAAAGGAUAUCUAA
Fusarium graminearum PH-1 is the source of this 708-nucleotide messenger RNA. RefSeq lists its product as uncharacterized. The transcript is spliced from 3 exons. The record is from RefSeq and is a predicted model, not a curated record. Bases 1 to 708 code for a protein of 235 amino acids. NCBI's taxonomy places the organism in Eukaryota, Fungi, Ascomycota, Sordariomycetes, Hypocreales, Nectriaceae.